UAUUCCGACACGGGCGACAAAGUGUCCCUUUUUUUGGGGUUUCCCUCGGAAUUUGAUUCGUCGGAAAAUCAUGGAGAAGAAAAAAAGAGUAUAUUUAUAAUCUAGCCGAUUAGAGAUGCUCUCGUCAUCUCAACCUCCGUGAAAAAUGAUUCGCGGCGGAAGAAACUGCAUCACUUCCUCCCCUGCCUUCUCAAACGACGCAAAGAAGCUUCUUUUAUGCACUGCCAACUCCGUCUCCAUCUUCUCCGUCGCCACUGGCUUAAAGGUUGCUUCCCUGGAGGGUCACACAGCACCAGUGACGACUGUGAUUGUUGACCCCAUCCUCCCCGAAGACUGCUGGACGGCGUCGCUCGAUGGAAAGAUUCGUUUUUGGGACUUCUCCGUGCCGAGUCUUACGCUAGCAUUUGAUAUCCACCUUCCCAUUUACUCUAUGGUGAUGUUUACAUGUCGACCGUCACGUAGCCUGAUUGCUUAUGUUUCGGUUGAGGAGUACUCAAGUGUCUCCAAAGAUUUGUUUGGACAAAUCAGGAGAGUUAGUCUCUUGGAUGAGCCUCUUCUUAGUGGUGACACUUUAAAAGAGAUGGAAGAACCAAAAAGUAUUGUUAUGAGUCCAUCUGGAGAGUUUUUCGGCGUCUGUCACGGCUGCAAAAUACAUAUAUGGAGUACUUCUGUUGGGAAGAUGGCUAAGGGGACUACAUUACAUCACACACAGUUGAUUACUGUUUUUGCCUUUCAUCCCACUAAGAGAGUGUUAGCAGUGGGAGAUGCAACAGGAAGAGUGUUGAUUUGGAAGGAUAUUGGUGAUGUAAAACUUACUUCAGUGAAAAGUGAAGAUGCUGCUGAGUCUUCUUGCACUGCUUUUAACUGGCAUUCCGAUGAAGUGACCGUCCUUAACUUCUCUUCGGAUGGAGCAUCUUUGUAUUCUGGGAGUAAAGAAGGGGCUCUUGUUGUUUGGGAGCUAGAUACAGAGAAGAAGCAAGUUUUGCCAAUGAUGGAGUCUCCCUUGCUGUAUUUCAUCUCCUCUUCAGAUCCAACUCUUUCCUCUGCGAUUUGUGCAGAUAGUUAGAUUCAUAUUCUCAAAAUGCCUUCCAUGGAGAUAUUGAGAACGAUUCCUGGAAUCAAACCUCGGAUAUUAGAUCGCUUUGGAUUUAUAAGCUACGUCAAGACGAUGCUUAUCUCCCUCACCAGAACUGUGUCCAUUGAUCCCUCUUCCGGUAUAGCUGCUUUCUCCACAGCGAAUCACUGUGUUCAACUCUACAACCUCUUAAGUGACACUGAGGUUACAGAGAUUCAAGUUUGCAAGAGAGAUCAUCAACCAGAGGAUGAUGGAGUCCGGGUUGCAGUGACAGCAAUUGCUCUCUCCCGGAAUGGCUCACUGAUGACUACAGCUGAGGCCAGUUUUGCUGAAGGAAACCUCAGCGGAGGCUUAGUUUCUCUCAAGUUUUGGGUGUUUGUACCAGACAAGAAAACAUUCAGCAUAUCCACAGUCAUAAACCAACCUCACAGUGAAGCUGCUAUCACAGCUAUUGACCUUAACUCGCGCCAUUCCAUGGCUGUUAGUAUAUCUUCUGCUGGGGACUUCAAGACUUGGGUUUGCAAUAGUGACAAGAAUCUGACAGCAGAGGAUUCAAACUGGAUAUGUCAUGGAGUUGGCUCUUAUAAGAGAAAGCAAAUAACAGCUGCCACUUUUUGUCCUGAUGGUUCUCUUCUGGCUCUUGCGGCUACAACAGUUAUUACCAUCUGGAACCCGUUAACGACUGAACUCUUGUUUGUAUUUAGAAAGCUUCAUACGCCAGUUUUGCAACUCUCAUUCGCUGGAAUAGGCUUCCUUGUUGCUGCAUCCUGUUGUCCUCAUGCCCCGCCGCACUUAUCUGUCUAUGAUUUGAUGACGUUGGAUUUAUCAUGGUCAUAUAGAUUAUCCAUAGAAGCUAUUGCCACCAAAGAGAGGUCAUCAUACUUUGCAGUUUUAGCAUGGCUUCCGGAUUUGUCUGUAAAAGCUAACGAAGAGAUCUUUCGUGAAAGAUGUGGGAAAGAUGGAGCUAUCCUUUUGUUUGAUACGUCAUGCCCUAAACCGGUAGCUAUUUGGACUGUAAUGGAGGCCAGUGGAGGAUCGCUUUCAUUUGUGGAAGACAGUGAAAAGUCUCAGACGCUUCUUGCGUAUGUAAACAGGAGCAAUGAAUAUGUUCUUUUCGAUCCUUAUAGCGAUGAAACUCUUGAGACUAGCGCCAAGGAUUAUGAGGUUCUUCUUGAAGCAAUUAGCAAGAAGAGGAAGAGAUCAAGAAAGAAAACAUUGCUGGCGGAGAGACCUUGGGAGACCAAGUUUUGCGGUUCAACGCUCAGUAUCCCGCCUUUCAGGGACGCUUGCUCUGCUUUCUUUGCUUCCAAGAUGGGGAAAAAGAUUUGUGAGAGAGUAGAGAUGCAUCCUGAUAGCCAUAGCCUCUGAGAGUUCUCUACAUAUUUUGGAACCCUGACUAUAUUUUUUUUGUAAGAUAUCUGGUUCGGUCUCUUGCUGUAGUUUUGGUCUGUAGAAACUAGAAGGCCUGAUAGGGUUAUUUUUGGUGAGGUUCACUUAUGUGGAACAAGAUGUUUUGAGACAGUUUAGAUUAUAUUUAUUUUCCUGCCAAGUCAGUUUAAUCUAA
This is a messenger RNA of Brassica oleracea var. oleracea, 2639 nucleotides long. RefSeq names its product WD repeat-containing protein 75. NCBI's taxonomy places the organism in Eukaryota, Viridiplantae, Streptophyta, Magnoliopsida, Brassicales, Brassicaceae. The record is from RefSeq and is a predicted model, not a curated record. Gene Ontology annotation, molecular function: protein binding.